Pseudomassariella vexata is the source of this 1376-nucleotide messenger RNA. RefSeq lists its product as uncharacterized. The transcript is spliced from 5 exons. Bases 22 to 1149 code for a protein of 375 amino acids. The record is from RefSeq and is a predicted model, not a curated record. Lineage: Eukaryota; Fungi; Ascomycota; Sordariomycetes; Amphisphaeriales; Pseudomassariaceae.
UAUACAUCAAAAUCUAUUACCAUGUCGAAUUCGAUUCACAGUCUCCAGACACCAACCUCUGGCCAAGUGAUUAACACCGUCAAUACUUUACUACCCCAUGAUGAUUAUGGACCGCAAAUACACUUGACCAUCUGGACUCUCACCGCUGUGGCCGCUGCAUGGCUGGGCGUGAGGAUAUAUUGCAAGUGUGCCAGACACAGAGGACUGUGGUUUGACGAUUACGUGCUUAUAGCAUCAUGGGUUGUCUUAAUCUUUGGAGACAUUUCCCUCGCCCUAGCAGUUCAUUUUGGCUUUGGGAAACACACGUACGAUAUCCCACAAGGAAAUUUCCCCAACAUGCUGCUUGUGUCAAGCUUCGCGGGAUUCUUCAUGAUCGUCGGGGCCGCCUGGAGCAAGACGUCUUUUGCCAUCACCUUGCUGCGAAUCUCCUCGGGCUGGGUCAAGUUUCUGAUCUGGUUCAUCAUCGUCUCCGUCAACGUGAUUUUGGGUUUCAGUGCACUGUUCACUUGGGUUCGGUGUUGGCCCUUGGAGAAAAACUGGCAUCCCAACGUUGACGGCACUUGCAUCCCUUUCCGUAACAUCAUAUUCUACAAUGUCUUCACGGCAGGCUUUUCUGGUGCCAUGGAUAUCGUUCUGGCACUGCUCCCGUGGAAGAUGCUAUGGAACUUGAACAUGAGCAAGAAAGAGAAACUAGGUGCUCUUUGCGCCAUGAGCAUGGGUGUUUUUGCGGGUAUAACGUCUCUUAUCAAGACCAUUACCAUCCCUGGCACUGGCAAACCCGACAUUGCCGACACCAUCCAGCUGGUGAUCUUGGCGGUGGCAGAAAUCGCGGUGACCAUCAUCGCAGCCUCCAUACCAAUCCUGCGAGCGCUCGCCAAAGAUACCACGCCAAAGACGCGCGAGUUCUUACCCCUCAGUUCUGGACUCAGCUGGAGCCGGAGGCGUGGGUUUUGGCCUGAGUUUACGGCUCCUUCGCCAACAUCCACAGAAGAAGAUCAACCAGAACCUCCUGGGCUGGAGCUACAGCCCAUAUCAAAGAAAAGGCGGAAUAGAAGCAGGAACCAAAUCAAACCACUGUCCAGGAUUGUCGAGGCAGAGGAACUUCCUAAGGGGAGGAGGUUCUCGUCUGGUGGUAUUAGCCCAGUGUAGAGCAUUGGGAUGGUCAUUUCGUGUUGGAAAAUGCAUUUCUGAAAGAGUGUUCGGGAUCAAGACGCAUUCAGAUGGGGAUCUGGGUUCAUUGGCGCUAAGAGCCUGGAGUUAUAGAGCGAAUUGAAUUGGGUUGUUUUCAUAUAGUCUACACCGCCUCCGGUAGUGGACGAAUGGACAAGCACUCAAUGAGUGUAAUGGUCAAACUUUCUAUACCUCGUAUCUUUCGG